AUAGGACUGAAAGUGAAAGAUAGUGAUGAUGAGUGAAACAACCAUCAAUUAGUUGUUCACCAUCUUAUUUUGGCCAGUUCACUCUGUAGAAAGGGACAAAAGACAACUCUUCUGUGGAAAGUUACUGCAUAAUUCGCCUGAGCCACAUGGUUCCUUUGAGCACAAGUUGCUAGAGAACUGUGAAAUUACAUCAGUUUGGUUUUUCAACUCUAACUACUUUCUAGGUGUUAUCUUGACAUGCAGAGAUGUCUACAACACUGGGAGAGCUGGAAAAAAUGGAGAGAAAUAUGCUGAAGAAAUCUAGAUAUAAGUACCUUUACUUGCCAAAAUGCUGUGCACAAACUGUUUUAUUCCUAACAGGAUGAAAAAGCUCUCACGAGCCUAAAUUGCAAUUAGAAAUAUUUUAGAUUCCUACAAGCUUCUCUGUGGACUUUGAAAUAACAGGUAAAUAGAUAUGGAAGAGUAAAGUGUUAUCUGCAGUACACGCAGUUUAGGUACAGAUUCAUUUCUGAAAACCAGCAGUUCAAUAAGUCGUGUAGGCUGCUGAAAGAUUCAUUAAUCUUUAAAUAUGAGUUUGUUCAUUUUGUAUUCUAUUGGGGAUUAUUUAGUGCAUUUCAUGUACUACAUCUGAAAAGUGCUUUACUGAGUGAUAAAUGAUUUUUGCUGAGCCCUGUGAAUGCAAAGCUAAAAACUUCACUCAAACAUUCACACAUUAAAAAGUUAUUUAUUACAUUGGAAUCUACCUGCUUGGGAUAAUGGAAAAAGAUUAGUGAUGCGUGAUGUAAUUGUAUGUGUUCUUUAAUGGUAUAUCUGGCAAAUGUGAGCUGAACAGUAAUAAUUACCUUCGCAGUGAGAUCUGUUUUCCCAGAGAUUGAGAGAACAUGAUUAUUUUGCCAAUAGAAUAGGUUGUAAAAAAAUUCAGACAGGGUUGAAGAAAAACAUUAGCUUUUUUCUGUUUUAUUAUUAUGAUGGCUUACUCUAUGUGUUUGUGUGUUAAAAUAAGGUGACUCACAGACAAUACCCCACCUCCUCACAUUUUGACAGUAUCACUUUAAAGGGAGCAAGAAUGACUGAAAACAUAUACUUGCAUCUUCAGUAAAUGUUGCUGAAACGGGGAACAGGGAGGGCUAUGUGCCAACAAUAGCCAGGAGUGAGUUCCACCAGCUUAAACACAGGUGUGACCCUAUCUGCAAAGGUCUAACUUAGCCUUAGUAAUACAUGCCCUGGUCAUGUCCAGGCAUGACUAUUAUAAUUAGCUCUAUAUGCGGCUGCCUUUAAUGACUGCUCAGAAAGUUCAGCAGGUGCAAAAUGCAGCCACCACAAUCCUGACUGGAGGAGGCAUUGUUGAUAAGGAUCUUCGUCGCUACCUCAAUUUACGGUUCCAGAAGGGUUCAGUGGAUCAUGAGCUCCAGCAGAUAAUCAGAGACAAUCUCUACCUCCGAACAGUGCCAUGCACUACAAGGCCUCAUAAGGAGGGGGAAGUCCCUGGUGUGGAUUAUAUUUUCAUCACUGUUGAAGAUUUUAUGGAACUAGAGAAAAGUGGUGCUCUUUUAGAAAGUGGAACAUAUGAAGACAACUACUACGGUACUCCAAAGCCUCCAGCAGAGCCAACCCCAUUACUGUUAAAUGUAACAGACCAGUUACUCCCUGGUGCAACACCCAGCGCAGAAGGCAAACGCAAAAGAAAUAAGUCGGUGAGCAAUAUGGAGAAGACUGGAAUAGAGCCUCCAGAGGAAGAGGAGGAAGAAAGGGCUGUCGUCAAUGGAAAUGACAUGGCAAUAACACCAGAAUCAAGUGAACAUGAAGAGAAGAGUACAGGUGCCUCAGGUGAAACUUCCUCGCAGCCUUAUCCUGCACCCGUAUAUAGCCAACCUGAAGAGGUAAAGGAGGAUAUGGAUGUAUCAAAGCAACCAAAACUGGAAGAAAAUGAUGAAUUGGGCCCAUUGCCUGACAAUUGGGAAAUGGCUUACACAGAGAAGGGAGAAGUCUACUUUAUUGACCAUAACACAAAGACAACAUCAUGGCUCGAUCCACGACUUGCGAAAAAGGCUAAACCUCCCGAAGAGUGCAAAGAAAAUGAUCUUAAACUAAUGGGUUGGAUCCAAAGGUUCCCUUCUUCCAACGGAGGAAGCUUUCCUCUGACAGAGGAAGAGAAUAAAGAGCUACCAUAUGGCUGGGAGAAAAUUGAUGAUCCCAUUUAUGGCACUUAUUAUGUUGACCACAUAAAUAGGAGAACACAAUUUGAAAAUCCUGUUUUGGAAGCAAAAAGGAAGUUACAACAGCGUACCAUGCCCAACACAGAACUAGGAACCAAGCCUAUGCCGGCCCAAGGUUUCCGAGUAGAAAGCUCCUCAUCAACAUUACCUAGGCCCAAACAUGUUCACCCGCGCCCUGCUCCUCAGAGGUCUCGCAGUGUGAGUGACCUGACUCAGUGUCGGUGGGACAUUGCCGGAGUGUACAGGCUGUAUGAAAAACCGCUCUUCACCCGUGAUGCCUCACAACUGAAGGGGACUUUCCUCAGCACGACUCUUAAAAAAAGCAAUAUGGGCUUUGGAUUUACCAUCAUUGGUGGGGAUGAGCCUGAUGAGUUUCUCCAGGUGAAGAGUGUCAUUCCUGAUGGGCCUGCAGCACAGGAUGCCAAAAUGGAAACAGGUGAUGUCAUUGUCUAUAUUAAUGAAGUUUGUGUCCUUGGGCAUACUCACGCAGAUGUAGUCAAACUCUUCCAGUCUGUUCCCAUUGGUCAGAGUGUCAACCUGGUGCUAUGUCGUGGAUACCCUCUGCCCUUUGAUCCUGAAGAUCCUGCCAACAGCAUGGUGCCACCACUUGCAGUCAUGGAGAGGCCUCCAGUAGUAGUAAAUGGAAGACAUAACUAUGAAACUUAUUUGGAAUACAUUUCUAGAACUUCUCAGUCUGUUCCAGAUGUAACAGAUCGGCCACCACAUUCCUUGCACUCCAUUCCAGCAGAUAGUCAGCUUGAUAGCACAUUCCCACCACCCCUUCAUGAUGAUAAUGUAUCAAUGGCUUCUUCUGGGGCCACGCAAGCUGAACUCAUGACCUUAACCAUUGUGAAAGGGGCCCAGGGCUUUGGCUUCACUAUAGCAGACAGUCCCACAGGACAGAGAGUGAAGCAAAUUCUAGACAUUCAGGGGUGCCCUGGUUUAUGUGAAGGUGACCUCAUUGUUGAGAUCAACCAGCAGAAUGUACAGAACAUGAGCCAUGCAGAAGUAGUGGAUAUACUUAAAGAAUGUCCAGUUGGAAGUGAGACUUCUUUGAUUAUCCAUAGAGGAGGAUUCUUUUCACCAUGGAAGACUCCAAAACCUAUGAUGGAACGAUGGGAGAAUCAAGGCAGUCCACAGACAAGUUUAUCUGCUCCAGCUAUACCACAGAACAUUCCCUUUCCACCCACCCUUCACAGGAGCUCUUUUCCUGAUUCAACAGAGGCCUUUGACCCAAGGAAACCUGACCCAUAUGAGCUGUAUGAGAAAUCACGAGCUAUUUAUGAAAGUAGGCAGCAAGUGCCGCCCAGGACUGGUUUUCGAAUGGAUUCCUCAGGUCCAGAUUACAAGGAGUUGGAUGUUCAUCUUAGGAGAAUGGAAUCUGGAUUUGGCUUCAGAAUUCUUGGAGGAGAUGAACCUGGACAGCCAAUUUUAAUUGGAGCAGUAAUUGCCAUGGGCUCAGCAGACAGGGAUGGCCGUCUACAUCCUGGUGAUGAGUUGGUCUAUGUAGAUGGAAUUCCAGUGGCUGGCAAAACCCACCGAUACGUGAUUGAUCUCAUGCAUAAUGCAGCUCGAAAUGGGCAAGUGAAUCUAACUGUGAGAAGAAAGGUGCUACCCACAGGAGAACCGUGUCCAGAGAAUGGUAGAAGUCCAGGCUCUGUGUCCACACACCACAGUUCUCCAAGAAGUGACUAUGCCACAUAUGCUAACAGCAAUCAUGCUGGAUCAAGUAGCAAUGCUACACCCCCAGAGGGCUUUGCUUCGCACAGCUUGCAAACAAGUGAUGUUGUCAUCCAUCGCAAAGAGAAUGAAGGAUUUGGCUUCGUUAUCAUUAGCUCUCUGAACAGGCCUGAAUCUGGAUCUACAAUAACUGUACCCCAUAAAAUAGGCCGGAUAAUUGAUGGAAGUCCUGCUGAUCGCUGUGCGAAGCUAAAAGUCGGAGACCGGAUCUUAGCUGUGAAUGGCCAGUCUAUUAUUAACAUGCCUCAUGCAGAUAUUGUGAAGCUAAUUAAAGAUGCUGGUCUUAGUGUAACUCUUCGCAUCAUUCCUCAGGAGGAACUGAACAGCCCAGCUUCCGCACCCAGCUCAGAGAAGCAGAGUCCCAUGGCACAACAGCAUAGCCCAAUGGCUCAGCAAAGCCCCCUAUCACAGCAGAGCCCUGUAACACAGCCGGCACCUCCACAGCCACUCCAACCUCAAGGCCAUGAAAACAGUUAUAGGUCGGAAGUAAAAGCAAGGCAGGAUGUGAAACCCGACAUCCGACAACCUCCAUUUACAGACUAUAGGCAGCCUUCAACGGAUUAUAGGCAGCCUCCAUUAGACUACAGGCAUCCUCCAGUAUUGGAUUACCAGCAACCGCCGUCUCUGGACUACCGGCAGCCCCCUUUGAUAGACUACAGGCAACAUUCUCCUGACACCAGGCAAUACCCUUUAUCAGAUUACAGACAGCCCCAGGAUUUUGAUUAUUUUACUGUGGACAUGGAGAAGGGAGCCAAAGGAUUUGGAUUCAGUAUUCGAGGAGGAAGAGAGUACAAAAUGGAUCUCUAUGUGUUGAGGUUGGCAGAAGAUGGGCCAGCAAUAAGAAAUGGAAGAAUGAGGGUGGGGGAUCAAAUAAUUGAAAUUAAUGGGGAAAGCACAAGGGACAUGACACAUGCCAGAGCAAUAGAACUCAUCAAAUCCGGUGGCAGGAGAGUGCGGUUGCUAUUGAAGCGCGGAACCGGGCAGGUCCCAGAAUAUGACGAACCAAACUCCUGGAGUUCUCCCACUGCCACCUCCCCAGGUCUGCCGGAAGUAACAAUUUCCCUUGAUGACAUUGUCUCACCAUUAUCUUCAUCACAUCUAGCCCAACCCUCUGACCCUUCCCAUCAGAUAAACCCAGAAUCAACAUGGGAUAUCAAGAGGGAACAUGAUGUAAGAAAACCAAAGGAGCUUUCAGCAAAUGGCCACAAAAAGAAAAGGCUAGGUGAGCAGAGAGAGAGGUCUGCAAGUCCUAAAAAGAUAGACAGGUCAAAGCACGAAGAGGCUUCUAGGAAAGAAGGCAAGAGUAAGGCUGGUGAUAGCAGCAGGCCGGCAUCAGAAAGUAAGGCAGGUGGACUGAACACAAUGGCUGAGACUGGGGUACGAGAUUAUGGGUAUACUGGAACCAAUGAUGAACUGCCUGGGAGAUCCAAGUGGCUGGAAAGCAAAACAGGAGGCUCUCUCAGUAUAAAAGAUCACAGUGCCACAGAGAAGUUGGCUGCAGCUUCUGAACACGUCAAGCUUGACUCCAUUGGUGCUACAAUGACGUACAGUAGCAAUAGCUGCAGCUCUCAUGGAAGCGACACAGAUCACAGCCAGAAGGAAUCUGAACAGAAGCCCAUUGCGUUCCCACGGAAGGGACAGAUCCAUUCCAUUAAUACGCGCAGCACCAACACUACCGCUCGGAAGGCAACUGUCUCACCAGGACCAUGGAAGAUUCCUGGUUCUGAUAAGCUACCUGGUGUACUAAAAUCUGGCACUUCAGCUAUGAGCAGAUAAAUCACUGACUGUUGCCUCCUAACUGCUUCAUGGUGAUGCAGAACAUCCUUCUUAGUGUCUGUCUCACAUUGAUUUAAUUUAUUUUAACUGUCACACACAUACACACUCAAAACAUUGAGAAAUGGAAACAAUAAUGUAUAAUUCCAUGACAACGUGCAUAGUGUCUUAAUAAGUUGAAGCAACAUAUAGUCACACAGUAUUUAAAUGUGACCCUGAAGUCCCCCAGUUUCAUUUCAGAGACUUUGGCAGCUAUGGAAGAAACCAAAAUAAUAUGAAGGACCCUCAACCACAAGGACAGUGCAGUGUAGCUUUAGUAUGUUGUUUUCCACUGCAUGAAGGACUUUGGAUUUUCAUUCAAACUUUAUAUCAAGAAACUGGAAGAAGUUCGAGCAAUCACAAACUGGAACAUCGCCUUAAAUAAAACUGCACGGAACAAGCUAAAGUGGAAUUAGAAUCUUUUAUCUGAGUUUAAUGUUGUAAAUAAAUUGUUCUCAACAUAUCCAGACAGGGGUUUGAAGCAUUUGAAAUUGUAUAUCCAUGACAUGUCUCCACUGUUAAUACAUUGGAAGAGAUCACCCAAAACCAGUAGCAUAAAUUCAUUAUGCAAGGUGAGGAAUCCUCAUGGAUUAGCUGGUGCAAUAUCAUUUCUACUGCCAUUUUUUUGUGAACAACCAUAUUUCUGUAGGGUGGAAUUGUAUCCGCAAACCUAGCCUCAAAAAGCAAUUUGCCACAGGUUAUUCCCCCCACCCACACACACAGCCAUACACACUUCUGAGCAAGGAGAAAUGUAAUGUUCAGCUGCCUCACCACCAUGAUGAGAGGGUGAUUCCUGAAAGACUGAAAAAUGCAGUUUCCUUUCAAAAAGCCUCCAUCUCCUGCAGGAACGAAUAACUGCCUCAGCCUUGUAUAACUCUCUUUUAAUAUGGCUAUCUUUGAGUUCUAGUCUUCCAUCACACUCUAAGAAAUUCCAAGACUGAGCUAAAAAAAAAAGUCUCAUUCAUUACAUAAAGUCAUAUUUUGAUCAGGCAUCCAGCUCUUAUCUUACUUCCAUAUUUUUAUUUAUAACUUUCUUGCUCUUAACGUUCAAAUCUUAAGUGCCAUGAGAACAUUUCAGGCCCCGCCAAUGAAGUACAGCUUCUUCAAUGGGCUCCAUUAAUCUUCUUUUUAUCCCUAAGAGGUUUGGUAUUUAGCCAGCAGCAGCAAUACAAACAACAGCAACUAAGUAAUAAUUUUUUUAAAAAAAGAAAUCAGAAAGAUGAUAAAUACUUAGGGAUAUAUUUAGCAAACUCUCACGUGACCUUGAAAUACAUUACUCGAUGACGGAGCAAAAUCUUGUUGCUGUUUAAGGUCAGUGGAAGUUUUGAUUUGGAGAAAUGUGAGGAGGUGAUGGGGUAUUAGCCAUUCAUAUGCCAUGUGGUGCAAGAGAACAGCAUCUUGCUAGGUGUCCCAGGUCAUUUGUCAGAGAGAGCCAUUUGAGAUCAUUUUUCCUCCAGGAGAUAUGGAGCCAUCAUUCUAUCAUAGUUGAAAAAGACAAAAGAAAGGAUUUUGCACCUUUGAAACAAAAUGCUUAUUUUGAGAACUAGGCCCAUUAUAAUUUUUUAAGAAAGCACAAAGAUAUGAAGCUGUUUACAAAAUAUAUAUAUAUAGUUUUUAAUUAAGAAAUUAGAGAUAUAUCUUUAUCCUUCAACCUAGACAUUUGGCAUAAUUCGCUAUUAAUUUAUUAAAUCUGGAUUUUGGUCAGUACUUCCCUAAUAUAAAUGGAAAUGGACAUCCAGUUAUAUUAUUUCCUUUGUAUAAUGAACAGAAACAAACAGCAAUGGAAAAAGAUUUAGAUUAUGCUUGCAUAAACUCCAGUUUGCACAGCGCCCAGCAAAUCCUCGUGCAGUAAUUGCUUUAUGCGGUUGUAAUUGAUAACCUGUGAAGACAGCACAUCAUCUAAACCCCAUUCCAAAUAAUAUUUCUGUGUAGUGUUAGCUGUGAAUUUAUCUUGUACAGCUCUAUCCCUAUAAAUAUAAUUCCAUGUAUUAAUAGUCACAGAAAGGCUGUAAGUGAGCAACUAUUUUUAUGAAACGCACCACUAUGGAUAAAUUAACUUUUACAGAAAUCUUGUUUACUGUAUGAUAUUCUAAACCACCUAAAUAAAAUAUAUAU
Messenger RNA from Rhineura floridana, 7883 nucleotides. It is a transcript of the gene MAGI2, whose product is annotated as membrane associated guanylate kinase, WW and PDZ domain containing 2. The transcript is spliced from 25 exons. The record is from RefSeq and is a predicted model, not a curated record. Gene Ontology annotation, cellular component: cytoplasm; dendrite. Bases 1263 to 5732 code for a protein of 1489 amino acids. Gene Ontology annotation, molecular function: beta-1 adrenergic receptor binding; signaling receptor complex adaptor activity; SMAD binding. Lineage: Eukaryota; Metazoa; Chordata; Lepidosauria; Squamata; Rhineuridae. Gene Ontology annotation, biological process: signal transduction; receptor clustering.